UGUUAUGUGUGGAUUAGUGCGUGUAGGCGUGAAUGGUCUAUUGAUGGCGACUGGUGAUAUUUCACAGUUAGUCUGUAAAUUAAUUAUGCUCCUCUUUUUGUUAAAACCUUGAACAGAAACUUUGUUUUUAGGGCACGAGACAGGAGUACGUGCCGUUAGAAUCGAAAUUCAAUUUCAUUAACGUUAAACACUAAAUUAAAAUUUAAACUAAACCAAGCCUACUACUAGUACUAAUAUAAGUGGUACGAUUAUUUAGUAGUAUUUGUACUAAGCUAUUUAGUUUGGCAUUAUCAUGCAUGAUUAAUAUAAUGUAACCUUGCUAAAUCCUUGUUAAUUUCAUUCAUUGAUCCUCUGGUUAGACUAAACACAGCGGCACAAGUGCAUCUUUUUCACACUUUGCAAUUCACUUAUCAAGUGAUAGUAGUAAAAGUUGAAACUUUCAGUUUCAGUACGUGCAAAUCUAAACCCCAAGACUGGCAAGAGUGAAAGAGAUACUAAUAGUCAUGCUUUAACUGAUUUAAAAGUCAAUGUCGUAUCGUAGUAAUAGUUGUAGUACUAGUAGAGCCAUUAGAGACUUAAUCAGUUAAUGGAUAUGCUGGACGAUGGGAAUUCUACAGCCGAUGACAUAAUACUUGGAACUGUCAAGGCUUACAUAAAAGAAAAUCAUUUCCAAGAACUUGAAGCUGUGUUACUUGCAGAAGAUAGCACAUGCCACUACUCUGUAUCACUACAUGCAAUGAGCUUGUUUGAGAAAAGUGUGGAUAUAGGAGAAGAACUUCUUGCAAGGCCACAACAAGUAUUGAAUCUUUUUGAUAAAGCCAUGGUUAGCACAAGCCAUGAUAUAUAUCAAAACCAUGAAUCAAAAGAGAAAAUGUGUUUGAAACAACAUCUACAUGCUCGGCUGACAGCCCUCCCACUUUGUGCAGAAAUCCAACGAGCAACAAUUCCAAAGGCAGCAGAUGUUGGUAAAUUCAUGUGUAUUACAGGUACUGUCAUUCGAUCAACAUCUGUUAAACUUCUUGAAUAUCAGCGACAAUAUACUUGCAAUAAGUGUAAGCAUGUGUUUACUGUUGAGGCUGAUGUGGAGCAACAUUUUAUUUUACCAAAACCAGCACGCUGUCCAAACCCUGAUGGCUGUGGAGGAAACAAAUUUUCCCCAUUGAACCGAGACACUGACAGGUUUGAUGUUACUGAAGUGGAUGUUGAUUCUGCACAUUGUGAUGUUGACACUGACAGGUUCAUUGUUACUGAAGUGGAUGUUGAUUCUGCACAUUGUGAUGUUGACACUGACAGGUUUGCUGUUACUGAAGUGGAUGUUGAUUCUAUACAUUAUGAUGUUGACACUGACAGGUUUGCUGUUACUGAAGUGGAUGUUGAUUCUGGACAAUGUGAUGUUAAUACUGACAGGUUCAUUGUUACUGAGGUGGAUGUUGGUUCUGCAAAUUGUGAUGUUGAUACUGAUAGGUUUGUUAUUACUGAAGUCGAUGUUGGUUCUGCACGUGGCACCGAUCUUGAUGGGCUCAUCAUUACUGAAAUGGAUGUUGAUUCUGCAAGUGAUACCAAUUUUACUAAUGUUACCAGUUUUAGAAAUGCUAUUAAAACUGCCUGUGAAGUUUAUGCAUCUUUGGAGGAUACAUUUAUCUAG
Messenger RNA from Limulus polyphemus (Atlantic horseshoe crab), 1645 nucleotides. Its product is annotated as DNA helicase MCM9-like. The record is from RefSeq and is a predicted model, not a curated record. The transcript has 6 exons. The coding region runs from base 587 to 1645 and encodes 352 amino acids. Gene Ontology annotation, molecular function: single-stranded DNA helicase activity; ATP binding; single-stranded DNA binding. NCBI's taxonomy places the organism in Eukaryota, Metazoa, Arthropoda, Merostomata, Xiphosura, Limulidae. Gene Ontology annotation, biological process: double-strand break repair via homologous recombination. Gene Ontology annotation, cellular component: MCM complex; nucleus.